CUCUCCUCCCUCUCUCUCUCUCUCUCUCUCCUCUCUCAGUAUUGAUCGAUAGUGAUCGAUGAUGCCAUGUUUGGAGUCUCCAGUGUUUUACCUCAGUUGGUCUCUGGUCGUCGGGGGCGCGCUCUACUUUUGGCAGCAGACGCGCGUGCACACGCCGUACGGUCGUUACACGUGUGAGCGCACGCGCUGCUGUUCGGCCAGACUGGGCUGGUUCCUACAGGAAGUUCCGUCUCUGCUGGUGCCGCUGCUGCUGCUGCUGCUGCUGCAGGAGGAGGAGACCGGGACCAGCCCCGGGACCAGCACCGGGACCAGCACCGGGAGGACGCUGCUGCUCUGCACCUUCAUGCUUCACUAUUUCCACAGGAGUUGUAUCUACGCCUUCCUGACCAGAGGAAGGCCCCUCCCCCUGAUGACGGUCGUCCAGGCGGCCAUCUUCUGCUCUGUGAACGGAUUCCUGCAGAGUCACCACCUGCUGCACUGCACACACUUCCCUCACAGCUGGAGCAGCAGCGCUCGGCAGGCUGGAGGUUUCCUUCUGUUUGUCGUCGGUCUGAGCAUCAACGUCCACAGCGACCACAUCCUACGCAACCUGAGGAGACCUGGAGAGGUGGUCUACAGGAUCCCCCACGGUGGGAUGUUUGAGUUUGUGUCGGCUGCAAACUUCUUCGGGGAGAUCGUGGAGUGGUGUGGUUACGCUGUAGUGACGUGGACCUUCCCUGCCUUCGCCUUUGCGUUCUUCAGCGCCUGCUCCAUCGGGCCCAGAGCGUUCCACCACCACAGAGACUACCAGCAGCGGUUUGAAGACUAUCCUCGCUGCAGGAAAGCUCUGAUCCCCUUCAUACUUUGACCUUGAGGUGGGAGGAGCCUGAGGUGGGAGUAGCCUGAACGUCACCACAGCGUUCAUGUUUUUACGGCAUGAAUCAAUGAAUAAACUGGGACUGAACGGACACUCACCCUCUCACAUUUCAUACCAAUAAUUACGAUGUCAUAGUUCAGUGGUGAGCACAUGAGGAAGUGCCCCGCCCUGCUGGCUGCCAUUCAUACUGCAUGUGUCCUCAAAAUAUUAAUAAAAAAUAGAUUUGUUUUUUUA
Molecule: messenger RNA, 1090 nt
Organism: Solea senegalensis (Senegalese sole)
Lineage: Eukaryota; Metazoa; Chordata; Actinopteri; Pleuronectiformes; Soleidae
Product: 3-oxo-5-alpha-steroid 4-dehydrogenase 2-like
Exons: 5
Coding region: 59-847 (262 amino acids)
Biological process (GO): steroid biosynthetic process
Cellular component (GO): membrane
Molecular function (GO): 3-oxo-5-alpha-steroid 4-dehydrogenase activity
Source: RefSeq, a predicted model, not a curated record